GCAAAUUAAUCGCGCCUUUUGACCUAUCCCAACGAUUUAAAUGUGCUGAAUCAGUAUUUUUUCAAAUAGUUUUCCCUAAUCCGAUUGGGGCUUUUAUAUAAGAUAAAUGCAAUGUUCUCAUACACUUAGCCGCUUAAUGGAUAACUAUAUUUAGCUGGCUGCCUACCAGUAUUGACCAGUAUUGAAAUGCUUUGCCCUCUGCACGCUAGGCGCAAAACCAAAAGCUAUAAAUUUUGUAGGCGCCGAAAGCUUACGACUGCAAUGACCAGUCGCUCACAGACAGUUGAUCAGUACAAGUGCAACAGCAGCAGCAGCGCGAGCAGCAGCGGACAUGGGCUCGCAUGAUAACAAUAUAGAUGCCGACUUGCCAGAUUUCGAUGUAUUGUUGGGAAAUGAGGAGGAUUCGGUAUUGGAAAAGGAGCAGCUACAAGUACAAGAGCUCAGGGAAUGGCUAGACGCAAAUCCGUACAUUAAUGGCUGUAAGGCCUAUGACAAUUUGCAUUUCUUUUUGCGCACCUGCAAAUUCGAUGUUGAACGCGCAAAAAAAAAACUAAAAACAUUUUACCAAAUGCGCGCCGAGCGUACCGAAUGGUUUGACAACUGCGAUCCCAUGUUGCCAGAAAUACAGGAACUGCUCGCAUUGGGUGUCUUUUUGCCCGUCGAUGGGGUCGAUGAGCACCAGCGAAAGGUUGUUAUUAUAAGAACCGCAGCACACGAUCCUAAACGCCAUACACAAAACAAUGUGUUUAAGACUAGCAAAAUGAUAUUGGAUUUGCUAGUAAGGUUUGAGCCAGAUAGCUGUGCACGCGGCAUCGUUGCCAUUAUGGAUAUGCAAGGUGUUCAAUUGGGUCAUGCACUACAGCUGAAUCCCAAGCUCAUUAAGCGCUCUGUUGAGAGUUGGACGGCAUAUCCAUGUCAGCCCAAGCUCUUGGAGUUCACCAAUGCCCCGCGUCACGUUAACCUAUUUUUGAAUACGUUUCGUGUAUUCAUGACGACAAAGAUACGGUCCCGCGUUGUAGUGCGCCGCGAGGGCACAAUGGUGAAGUGCAAACAAUUGCCAAUCGACUUGGGUGGCCAGGGCCCCAGUUACAAAGAGUUGGCUAUAAAAUGGAAGCAAUUGCUCGAACAGAACGCUGACUUCUAUGUGGAGCAAGGCAAAUACAAAAGCCUAGUCAAGCGAUAAGCGUACGAUUAGCCAAAUAUGAUUAGGAAUCCAACCAGACAUAUAUGCAAUAUAUAUGUAUAUAUAUAAGUAGUAUACGCAUAUUUUCAGCUUGUA
Messenger RNA from Drosophila hydei, 1279 nucleotides. It is a transcript of the gene pinta, whose product is annotated as retinol-binding protein pinta. The coding region runs from base 332 to 1183 and encodes 283 amino acids. The transcript has 3 exons. The record is from RefSeq and is a predicted model, not a curated record. Gene Ontology annotation, molecular function: phosphatidylinositol bisphosphate binding. NCBI's taxonomy places the organism in Eukaryota, Metazoa, Arthropoda, Insecta, Diptera, Drosophilidae. Gene Ontology annotation, cellular component: membrane.